GCACUGGUGGAGGGGGUUAGGGACGCUUUCUUGGAUGUGAGAGCGCAUGUUCCUUCCAGUGGAGACUACCUGAUUGAGGUUCAAGCUGUAACCAAGAUAGGAGGAGGCAGUUUUUCCAUUCCUGUCAAGGUCACUGUGAUGUUUGAAUCAACUGAAAAUUCCACAACAGCUACAAGUCCAACUGCAACUCAGUCAGCUACUAAAGAUGACUCUGUCCUUGGAUUCAUUGCCCUGUUGUUGCUUAUCAUUGUACUGGUAGCAGUUAUCGUUUUUUCUCUGCUUUACUACCGAAGAUACAAGCAAAGAAAGAUGAAGAAAAGAAGAUACAGGGAGACCAUUGCCAACAGCCAUGGUCAGCUACAUCAAUCUACUACCGAUCUCAUCACAACAGAUGAUUCAGAAGUCUGGCAACAAUUGGAUGCCUUGUCUCAGCAAAGAGAAAGAACUAAGAGCAACAAGUACAUAUUUGGAUCAAACAUAGGUUUGUUGCCAUGCACUUACGCUCGAUGGAAAAUUCAGCUUAUCUCAACUGGAGAGUCUUUCUCAGCACAUACCAAAGAGAUACUUCUCACCCAAGACAAUAUCCAACUCUCAAAUGUGAUUGAGAAGUCUGUGGAUGAGAUUUCAAAAACUCUCAUUGAAUUCUCGAGACAAAUUGCACUUGGAAUGCAAUACCUGGCAAAGAACAAGGUUGUACAUCGUGAUCUGGCAGCAAGGAACUGUCUGCUGGACAUGUGUGGGACUGUCAAAGUGGCUGACUUUGGUCUGUCACCACCAACUACUUUCGUCAGGGAAUAA
Molecule: messenger RNA, 798 nt
Organism: Geodia barretti
Lineage: Eukaryota; Metazoa; Porifera; Demospongiae; Tetractinellida; Geodiidae
Source: the annotation of a GenBank genome assembly